Messenger RNA from Stegastes partitus (bicolor damselfish), 2131 nucleotides. RefSeq names its product beaded filament structural protein 2, phakinin (gene bfsp2). Gene Ontology annotation, molecular function: structural molecule activity. Gene Ontology annotation, cellular component: intermediate filament; cytoskeleton. The record is from RefSeq and is a predicted model, not a curated record. NCBI's taxonomy places the organism in Eukaryota, Metazoa, Chordata, Actinopteri, Pomacentridae. Bases 1 to 1212 code for a protein of 403 amino acids. Gene Ontology annotation, biological process: intermediate filament organization. The transcript is spliced from 6 exons.
AUGCCUCUGCCCCGACGCCGCUCAUCCUUCCUGGGACAGCCGUCCGCCGAGCGUCCGGCCUCCUCCUGCGGGAGGAUCGGAGCGCCCGGUACGGCCGCCCCCCGUGGCGUCUUUGUGGGCUCCGCCCCUCCAGCCUGCGGGGCCUCCAACCUGGGGACCCGGGUGUCCCGCAGGGCUCUGGGCAUCAGCAGCGUCUUCCUGCAGGGGAUGAGGAGCAGCGCAGCGCCGGUUCUGCCCCGUGCCGGCGAGCGGGCUGGGCCUCACGGGGCGGCGGCAGCUGGACUGAACAGCUGCCUGAUGGAGUACCGCGACAAAGUGAGAGCGCUGGAACAACUGAACCAGCAGCUGGAGGAGCAGAUACGCCUCUGCCUCGACCGCAAGGCCUCCAGCGCCGGAGCCUGGGGACCCCUGAGAUGUAGUAACUGUAGCUCCGCCUACAGGUACGAGAACGAGCAGCCCUUCAGGAGGGCGGUGGAGGAGGAGAUCAGCUCGCUGUACAAAGUGAUCGAUGAGGCGAACCUGACGAAGGCGGAGCUCGAGGAGCAGAUGGAGAACAUGCUGGUGGAGCUGCGCAGCCUGGAGCAGAACCACGAGCAGGAUGUGCGAGUCCUCUACAGUCAGAUGGCUGGACGGGAGGUGGACGAACCCGACGCUCCCAUAGAAACCAGUCUGGACCAGAUCCUGGCCUACAUCAGGAGCCACUGGGAGAAGGUGACGGAGAGGAACCGGGCCGAGACCGACAGCUACCUGGAGUGUAAGGAGGCGCAGUGUGUGAGCAGCAGGCUGAGUCCUGAGGAGGAGCAGGUGGAGGCGCUGAAGGCCGAAUGCAACGAUACCGGCUGCAAGAUUCAGAGCCUGCAGGCCGAGACCGAGUCCAUCCGAGCGCUGAAACGGGGUCUGGAGAACUCGCUGAGCGACGCCCGGCACUGGCACGACAUGGAGCUGCAGAACCUGGGCUCGGUGGUGGCCAAGCUGGAGGCGGAGCUCGCCGACGUCCGCGGCGAGAUCGACCAGCAGCGCCGCGACUACGACACGCUGCUGAGCAACAAGCAGCGGCUGGAGCAGGAGAUCGGCAUGUACCACGGCAUCCUGGACGGAGAGGAGAACCGGUUCCAGCCCGCCGAGACGCUGUGUUCAGGUCUGCACUCAGAGCCUGAGGGAGCUGCUGCUGCUCCAGGACCUCCAGGACCUCCAGGACCCCCAGGACCGUGAUCCCAGUGGGGCAUGGGAGCAGACUGGAGCCCAGCAGGGACUCUGUGAGUUGGACCUGGUCCUGCUGGGUUCUACCUGGUGAGGUGUGCAGGUGUGAGCGACACCAGACGCGUUCCUGCUGACUGAACUGCUCGAUGUGAAUGUGAUGUGUUAUAAGGUCCUCAGCGGAACUUGUCACCAGAACACCUGAGGACUCGUCGGACCAGACUGGAGUUUUGGGUCCAGACUGGACCAGUCAGGCCUCUGCUGGGUCGACACCGUUAGUUGUUGUGUCAAGAUUAAGAUACCAAAUAAAGAUGAUUAAACAAGAGAAGUCCAGAUCCAGCGUAUUUGUAGUGUGCACUGUGGGUUUAGCUGGACACGGUCACAUGACAGAGACUCUGAGGAGGCCAACGAGCUGGGUCCACAGAGUGUCUGGAUCAGAGGAACCGAUGGAACUGAACUGACUGAGGAGACGACCACGAGGCUGUGGACUGAACAUCUGCACAGAGUCCACUGUGAUCAGUUUGGAUUAUUGAUUAACUGACGACUAGCUGAUGCUGUUGAUUAUGGGUUUAAAACUUUAUUGGCAUCCUGCUACAAACUGCUUCUGCUCGAUGACACCAACAGCUGAACCGGGGUUUGAAACCAAUCAGUCAAACAGAACCGUUGCCAGUUCCACAUCUUUGAGAUCAGAUCACAACAUUACGAGAUAAAAUACUUCAUCUCCGUUUAUUUACACUUUACUGUAGAGAACAGCUGCAGUACGUUGCAGGUUCUGAAGUAAACCGACUCCCAGAACACCUGAGGAGCCGACCAGGUCCGGACUGUGGCAGGUUCUGGAUCAGUCCAGUCUCUGACACAGAACCACAAAAUGUUUAAAUAAAAGUGUCUUUGACUUUUGAUGUUAAAUAAAUAAAAGUGGAUGAUGUGAAAGUCA